CCCGGUGAUGCUGCUCUGACCAGAGACCAGACACUGCCGGAGAAAAACAAACACCUCUACUGACAUGCAGCGGAGAGGAGGGCUGCUGCUGCCGCUGCUCCUCCAUACCCCCUCUCUCUCUCAAACUGCAUCUAAUUACGAACACCCACUUCUGCCUUGCAAUUGAGAAAGACGGCACGGAUGACAGCGAGGAGCUCCAUUUGAAAACAUCUGCCUGGAGGAAUCCUCCCACUCAUCCCACUCGUCAAGGUCCACCCCUGCGCUGCAGCAGAGUGACGCCCCGCUGCGUGUCGCCGCUCGGGGAAUGCUUGGCGGACAAAGAGACGAGGCCUGAACACAAUGAGCGGCCAUGACAAAUGGGUCACACUGACCCCAGCUGAAUUUGCCCUGCUACAGGAAUACACCCAGUACUCAACCAAGAAGCUGAAGGAUGUGCUGCAGGAGUUCCAUGGAGAUGGUGUGUUGGCUAAAUACAAUCCAGAGGAGAAGCAGGAAAUCCUCAGCCAGGAGAUUGACUUUGAGGGCUUUAAGGUCUUCAUGCAGACGUUCCUGGAGAGCGAACUUCCUGAAGAGUUCUGUUUACACCUCUUCAUGUCAUUUAGUAACAAGGGACUCAAACCCAGUCCUUCAUGUCCUGACAAACCCAAAGUCUCAGGGUUGAAGCUGAUCAAAGGCAGCUCCAGCCCUCUGAAGACACCCGCACUGCCCAGGCCUUUGGACACGGUGCAGCUGAAGAACAUUGUGUGUUACCUGUCGUUGCUGGAGGGCGGACGUCCUGAGGACAAGCUUGAGUUUAUGUUUCGUCUCUAUGACGUGGAUGGAAACGGGUCCUUGGACAGCUCGGAGCUCGAGCACAUUAUCUCCCAGAUGAUGCAUGUAGCAGAGUACCUGGAGUGGGACGUGACUGAGCUGAAACCAAUCCUCCAGGAAAUGAUGCGGGAGAUCGACUACGAUCAUGACGGCACUGUGUCCCUGGAGGAGUGGAUCCAGGGCGGCAUGACCACCAUCCCGCUGCUAGUGCUGCUGGGCCUGGAGACGAAUGUAAAAGACGACGGGCAACAUGUGUGGAGACUGAAGCACUUUAACAAGCCGGCCUACUGUAACCUGUGUCUCAACAUGCUGAUUGGACUGGGGAAGCAGGGACUCUGCUGCUCAUUCUGCAAGUACACGGUCCAUGAGCGCUGCGUGGCGCGGGCGCCGCCGUCCUGCAUCAAAACCUAUGUCAAGUCCAAGAAAAACACAGAGGUGAUGCAUCAUUUCUGGGUGGAGGGGAACUGCCCCACCAAGUGUGACAAGUGUCACAAAACCAUUAAGUGUUACCAGGGCCUGACUGGGCUCCACUGUGUGUGGUGUCAAAUCACGCUCCACAACAAGUGUGCCUCCCACGUGAAACCUGAGUGUGACUGUGGACCCCUGAAGGAUCACAUCCUGCCCCCCAACUCAAUCUGCCCCGUCAUCCUGGAAAGGCAGUCGACGCUUAGGAAAGACUCACGGUCCAGCCAGUCGAGCCGAGGCAAGAUGCAGAGAGCAAACUCGGUCACAGUGGACGGCCAAGGACUGCAGAUCACAACAAUAGAGGGCACUCAUCCUCUGCUAGUGUUUGUCAAUCCGAAGAGCGGGGGGAAGCAGGGAGAGCGGAUUUACCGAAAGUUCCAGUAUCUUCUGAACCCGAGACAAGUGUACAACUUGGCCAAGAAUGGACCAAUGCCAGGGUUGAACUUCUUCAGAGACGUUCCUAAUUUCAGAGUGUUGGCCUGCGGAGGGGAUGGCACUGUGGGCUGGAUCCUGGACUUCAUAGAUAAGGCCAACCUGGACAGGAACCCCCCUGUGUGUAUACUUCCUCUUGGCACCGGCAACGAUCUGGCAAGAUGUCUGCGAUGGGGAGGAGGCUACGAAGGCGAGAGCCUCCUGAAGAUCCUGCGGGACAUUGAGAACAGUACGGAGGUGAUGCUGGAUCGCUGGAAGAUUGAUGUCACACCCACAGACCAGGAGGAGCGAGGGGACCUGGUGCCUUACAGCAUUAUAAACAACUACUUCUCCAUCGGAGUGGACGCCUCCAUCGCACAUCGCUUCCACGUCAUGAGGGAGAAGCAUCCUGAGAAGUUUAACAGCAGAACAAAGAAUAAGCUGUGGUACUUUGAGUUCGGCACUUCGGAGACCUUUUCAGCCACGUGUAAGAAGCUCCAUGACUUUCUGGAGGUUGAGUGUGAUGGUGUCACUCUGGACCUCAGCAGUAUCUCCCUGGAAGGAAUUGCCAUUCUCAACAUUCCCAGCAUGCACGGCGGUUCCAACCUUUGGGGUGAGAGCAAGAAGCGGAGGGGAAACCGGAGGGGAGGCAAAAAGGGCCAAGACAAGAGGACGCCCCUGGUCGACGCCAAAGAGCUCAUGUUUGCAGUUCAAGACCUGUCUGACCAGUUGUUGGAGGUGGUGGGGCUGGAAGGAGCCAUGGAGAUGGGACAGAUCUACACCGGCCUGAAGAGUGCUGGACGACGUCUGGCACAGUGCUCCUCCGUGACCAUCAGAACUAGUAAAUCCCUUCCGAUGCAGAUUGAUGGUGAACCUUGGAUGCAAACUCCCUGCACAAUUGAGAUCGUCCACAAGAAUCAGGCUCCUAUGUUGACAGGGAUGCCACAAGGCCGAAGCUUCUUCUCUUCAGUCAUCAGGAGAACACAUGCUGAGAGCAAAGACUGAUCCAACACGGUCCAAGACCUUCGAGUCGGCACAAGUGCCUGCAGAGCAGUGGUCACCAGUCGAUCUUCACUCAGAUGGUCGUGAAAGGCGUGCCGAAAGGAUGCCUGUUCGAUUGCCCAGAGUACAGUAGCAAACUGUCGGUUUCAGUGUAUGUUGCCUGCAGCAUGGCGACCUUGAUGAAAAGGCCUCGUUUAAUCCAGAGUGAGGUGUGUUUAGGACUGACGCUUUGAUCUACAUUGUGUCGUGUAGUUUAGCUCAAAAAGUGAAGCUAUUUCUGUGGUCUAAUUUUCUAAAAGCCAAUUCUUAUUUUUUUCUGUUGUGAUCUGUGCCAUGUGGAAUCAGUCCACAAAUGAAUGUGUUUUGUUUCAUGAUGUAUUCAUUAAUUCAUAUUUUGCUGCUAUUGAUGUUUUUUAACUUUUUUUUGUUUUGCAUUUGCAUACCCCAGAUGCAUGAAGGGCAGUGAUAGAGUUGUCCUGUUGUUGGAACUGACAUAUCUGGAGUUUGCGGCUCAUCUUUCAAGUGUGUUUAGUAAAGAAGUGCCGUUUAUUUGGUCAGCAUUUCCUCAUAGCUUCACUCCUGACUGGCUUCGAGUAGUGCGGAGACAGAGAAUCUCUUUUUUGCUUUCUUUUAAUAGUUCCUGCUUGUCAUGUUUGGAUCUGCUUGUGUUGCUGCUCCGUCAGUGGAACGAUUAGGAAUUAUUGUUGUUAUUGAUCGCUCAUAAAAAAUGCAUGAUACUCUUUGUUUCGACGUGGCACUUGAGAUUUUUAGACAGUUUUUACCAAUUGUGUGUACAUUUUUUGUUGCAUGAGUGACCAAGAUCUGUUUUGACACUUCUACAGCGCAGCUUGGUUUAACCAUAUCAAACUCUUUCCAUGAGAUGGCUGCAUUUUUAUAAGAUUCUGUGGGGGUUUUUUGAGCAGGUAUUCGGGUACAGUACUUUUAAAAUGACAAAACGGUAAGAAGGCAACAGAAAAGAGUCAAGUGUUAAAUAGAACUGCAUGACUGUAUAGAUAGACAAUGACAAGAAGCAGUUUGACCUCUUCUGGUCAUUGAUUUGUUCUGAUGUCUACAGUUGAGUGAAUAUAAUUUGCUGCACACACCAACGUACAUUAAACAAUUAAAGUCUAAAUACAAAAUGACUACUGACAUCAAAUUUGGGGGGAUUUGUUUCAGAUUCACCAGCUUGACACACCUGCAUGUUUUAAGAGAAUAAUUUCAGGCACGACUGUUUCAGUCUUUAAAACUGCCAUAUGCCCGUGGGGACCGAGCUCUGAUCGGUCUCCCUAAUCUUUGCUUUGUAUGAUGCAGCGUUUGUACAGUGAGGUUGUAUUUUUGUACACAGUAUAAUUUAUUUUUUUCUGCUUAAUGCUUCAUUCUAGAACUCACUGUGUUGUUCUGCCUAAAAAAACUAUGCUUUCCAGUGUUGACUGAGAAAAGUGAUAAAUCAAAAUAAUAAUAAAACAAAAGAUUUUGUUGUUUGA
Molecule: messenger RNA, 4172 nt
Organism: Scophthalmus maximus (turbot)
Lineage: Eukaryota; Metazoa; Chordata; Actinopteri; Pleuronectiformes; Scophthalmidae
Gene: dgkb
Product: diacylglycerol kinase, beta
Exons: 25
Coding region: 340-2691 (783 amino acids)
Biological process (GO): lipid phosphorylation; diacylglycerol metabolic process; intracellular signal transduction
Cellular component (GO): plasma membrane
Molecular function (GO): ATP-dependent diacylglycerol kinase activity; calcium ion binding
Source: RefSeq, a predicted model, not a curated record